This is a messenger RNA of Carlito syrichta (Philippine tarsier), 1727 nucleotides long. RefSeq names its product DNA fragmentation factor subunit alpha (gene DFFA). The coding region runs from base 125 to 1117 and encodes 330 amino acids. The transcript has 6 exons. NCBI's taxonomy places the organism in Eukaryota, Metazoa, Chordata, Mammalia, Primates, Tarsiidae. The record is from RefSeq and is a predicted model, not a curated record. Gene Ontology annotation, molecular function: deoxyribonuclease inhibitor activity. Gene Ontology annotation, biological process: apoptotic process; apoptotic DNA fragmentation; regulation of apoptotic process.
CGCGAGUUUUGCUGCGGCAAGAACUACACCUCCCGGCAGGCCGCGGGAAGGGGCCCGGUAGGAGGACCGCCGCCCCAAACCCCCGGCGACUUCCCUGAGUCAGUCAGGUUCUCCUUUGAAGAGGAUGGAGGUCAAUAGUGGCGGCGAGGCACAAGAAUCCGGCGAGAUCCGGGCUCUAAAACCGUGUCUGCUGCGCCGCAACCACAGCCGCGAACAGCACGGCGUGGCCGCCUCCUGCCUGGAGGAGCUAAGAAGCAAGGCCUGUGACAUUCUGGCCAUUGAUAAGUCCCUGACUCCAGUCACCCUGGUACUGGCAGAGGAUGGCACCAUCGUGGAUGAUGACGAUUACUUCCUGUGUCUGCCUUCCAAUACUAAGUUUGUGGCAUUGGCCAAUAAUGAGAAGUGGGCAUAUAGCAAUUCAGAUGGAGGUACAGCUUGGCUUUCCCAGGAGUCUUUUGAUGUAGAUGAAACAGACAGCGGGGCAGGGUUGAAGUGGAAGAAUGUGGCCAGGCAGCUGAAAGAAGAUCUGUCCAGCAUCGUCCUCCUGUCAGAGGAGGACCUCCAAGUGCUCAUCGAUGUUCCAUGUUCAGACCUGGCUGAAGAAUUACACCAAAGUUGUGCCACCGUCCAGGGGCUGCAGAACACACUCCAGCAGGUGCUUGAUCAAAGAGAGGAAGCCCGUCAGUCCAAGCAGCUCCUGGAGCUUUAUCUCCAGGCCUUGGAGAAGGAGGGUGGCCUCUUGUCAAAGCAGGAAGAGUCCAAAGCUGCCUUUGGUGAAGAGGCGGAUGUGGUGGACACGGGGAUCAGCAGAGAGGUCUCUGAAAUUGCACUGACAAGCCAUAUCCUCACUGCACUGAAGGAGAAGCCUGCUCCAGAGCUGAGUUUGUCUAGUCAGGAUUUGGAGUUGGUUACCAAGGAAGACCCCAAAGCACUGGCUGUGGCUUUGAACUGGGACAUAAAGAAGACAGAAAGUGUCCAACAGGCCUGUAAUAAGGAGCUCGCCCUGCGCCUGCAGCAGAUACAGAGCUUGCAUUCCCUCAGGAAUAUUUCAGCAAGGAAGAACUCACUACCUGGAGAGCUGCAGAAUCCUAAACGAACCAGACAAGAUCCCACAUAGCUACAGCUGGAAAUAUGCCAAGGAAACCCCUGUGGCCUUGUUUUGUUAUCUGUAGAUGCCCUCAGCCUGAUUAUUUGACCAUCAUUAUUGACCUCCUCCCUGCCUGAGAGCAUGUAAUAGAACAGACUGGAAGAUUGGCUUUAUGUCUCCUGCAGAAAAGCUAAUCCAGGUCUCCACAGAAACUCUUCCACCAACUUUGAAUGAUACGGCUGUACCAACAAUAGGCAAUCUCCUCUAAUUACACAUGCUUAUAUUUACAGAGAACAUAAAGGUCAUUGUCAAGGACGGUGAGAAGAAAUGGUCGUAUUUUAGACUCAUUAUCCUUAUUCAAAAGAUCACUACAGAGUUUUAAGCACAGAUAAUGGUAGAGAGGGUGACAUAGAGUGUUGCUUAUGGCAACAAACUUGUUUCUCAAGUUAAUGGAUUCGUUUGUUUAAAGGCACAUAUUAAGUUUGCAGACCACAGGGACAUACAGAGAGUCGACUUUACCAUUUCUAAUAUCUGAUUCAGUAUUGUGAAAUUAUAUCUGUUAUCACUGUGAAACUUCAGUUUUCUAAUAUGUUUUAUCAGCAGGGGGUAUAAAGGUCAUUAAAGCAAUUUCCAUGCGCUA